This is a messenger RNA of Aspergillus ibericus CBS 121593, 2186 nucleotides long. Its product is annotated as biotin--[acetyl-CoA-carboxylase] ligase BPL1. Gene Ontology annotation, biological process: protein modification process. The coding region runs from base 128 to 2149 and encodes 673 amino acids. The transcript is spliced from 5 exons. Lineage: Eukaryota; Fungi; Ascomycota; Eurotiomycetes; Eurotiales; Aspergillaceae. The record is from RefSeq and is a predicted model, not a curated record. Gene Ontology annotation, molecular function: biotin--[biotin carboxyl-carrier protein] ligase activity. Gene Ontology annotation, cellular component: cytoplasm.
CUCACCAUUCGUCCGGCUCGUCAUCCUCUUCUUCAUCCUCCUCCACCUCCACCGGCGGGUUCUCCUUUCUCUCUUGUUCCGACAUUGUGCGUGCUGAUCGACCAACUCUGACGGAGGUUGCAACGGAAUGGCGACCCCCAACCUGACCGGCAAAAAGGUCAACGUGCUGGUCUACUCCGGCAACGGAACCACCGUCGAAUCCGUCCGCCACUGCCUCUACUCCCUCCGUCGUCUCCUCGCCUCCCACUACGCCGUCAUCCCCGUCACCGCCGACGCCCUCAUCCGCGAGCCUUGGACCGCCACCUGCGCCCUGCUCGUCAUCCCCGGCGGCGCCGAUCUCGGCUACUGCCGCGCCCUCAACGGCCCUGGCAACCGUCGCAUCGAACAAUUCGUCAAGCGCGGAGGUGCUUAUCUUGGUUUCUGUGCAGGCGGAUACUACGGAUCUCGACGCUGCGAGUUCGAGGUCGGCGAUAAGACGCUACAGGUCAUCGGGGAGCGCGAACUCGCUUUCUACCCGGGGACGUGUCGCGGAGGGGCUUUCGGGGGUUUCGUAUACCACAGUGAGGCGGGUGCGCGGGCUGCGGAGAUUACGGUGUCCAAGGAUGUCCUGAACGUCGGCAUUGUGCCCGAUCGCUUCCGGUCUUACUACAAUGGAGGUGGCGUGUUUGUUGAUGCACCGCUGUUGGCGGACCAGGGAGUGGAGGUUCUGGCCAGCUUUGCGGAGGAGCUGAAUGUUGAUCCUGGGAAGGGUGCUGCGGCGGUGGUUCUUUGUCGUGUGGGAGAGGGAAAGGCAGUCCUUACAGGACCGCAUCCGGAGUUUGCGGCUGCGAAUUUGGAUAAGAAGGCGGCCGGCCCGGAAUAUGCCAAGGUGGUGGAGGCGCUCGAAGCCGAUGACAAGGCCCGGACGGACUUUCUCAAGGCGGUUCUGGUCAAGCUGGGCCUGCAGGUGACACAGAGCACGACCACCGUGCCGUCGCUGUCAUCGCUGCAUCUAUCUGCACUGGAGCCGACCGACACUGCCGACUUAGUCGCGUCCUGGCAGGAGAUCAUCACCAAGGAUGGCGACGACGAGAUCCUCAAGGAUGAAAACGACACCUUUCGCAUUGAGCGGCCGGGCACGUGGAACUUGAGCCAGCUGGAGGAGUCGCUGCCAGAACCGCAGUCGACGGAGGGCAUUGUGGACUAUAGCGCGAUUGUGAAGCGGCUGGUGGUGCACGACGACGUGCCUUCGUCAAAGCUGACGCCCUACUUCAACCACCAUGCCUUCUACUCCAACCUUCGCCAGUACCAGGCUCAAUCCCGCGAGGGGGCUUCCGAGUUUGGCGCCAACCUGGUGUAUGCUGAGGUGGUGACCAGCACGAACACGAUCCUGGAAAAAAACCCCAAGCUGCUACGCCAGCUGCCCACCGGAUUCACCGCCAGCGCCACGACGCAGGUGGCGGGCCGAGGCCGGGGGUCGAACGUGUGGGUGUCACCCGCGGGGGCGCUGAUCUUCUCGACGGUGCUGCGGCACCCGCUGGAGAAGAUCCAGUCGGCACCGGUGGUGUUCAUCCAGUAUCUGGCGGCGAUGGCGGUGGUGCGGGGAAUCAAGAGCUACGACGUGGGGUACUCGCAGCUGCCGGUCAAGUUGAAGUGGCCGAAUGACGUGUAUGCACUGGACCCGGAGCAGCCGGAGAAGAAGCAGUACGCCAAGAUUUGUGGUAUCCUGGUGAACUCGCACUACUGUGCGAAUGAGUACAUCUCGGUGGUGGGCAUUGGCGUGAACGCGACCAACGCCUCCCCCACAACCUCCCUGACGGCGCUGGUGGCGCGGUUCUUAGGGCCACGGGCGGCCCCGAUCACGCUGGAGAAGCUGCUGGCGCGGAUCUUGACGACAUUCGAAGAGCUUUACAUCCGGUUCCUACGGGCCGGCUUCGACCGAGACUUUGAAGCGAUGUACUAUGAGGACUGGCUGCACAUGCACCAGGUGGUGACGCUGGAAGAAGAGGGGGGCGUGCGGGCGCGGAUCAAGGGGAUCACGCGGGACUACGGGCUGCUGCUGGCGGAGGAACUGGGCUGGGACGACCGGCCCACUGGACGGGUGUGGCAGCUGCAGAGCGACAGCAACAGCUUUGAUUUCUUCCGGGGGUUGGUGCGGCGGAAGGUGUGAUGCGUACCGAGUAGACUAUAUACAUCAUACAAUGAUA